GUGGACACACAAGAGUUAACUGGCGGGUGUGACAGGCGGACCGCCCUCAGGAAGUGUUACUCACUGGGGAUGUGCGCGCCUUGCCUUGGGGCUGGAUUCUCUUCCUGAAGCCGAAGGAGCUCCCAGCCAUGGAAAGCCCUGGAGAGCCAGACUCGGGCCUUUCUGGAGCCCGCAGCCCAUCCAGCUUCACUCCUGGACACCUGGAGAGAGAAAAGCCAGCCCAGGAUCCACUGUACGACGUACCCGAUGCCAGUGGCAGGCAGGCAGGCGGACCACAGCGGCCGGGGCGCGUUGUGAGCCUACGGGAGCGCCUGCUGCUCACCCGGCCCGUGUGGCUGCAGUUACAAGCCAACGCGGCGGCUGCUCUGCACAUGCUAAGGACAGAGCCCCCGGGGACGUUCCUCGUGCGGAAAUCGAACACCCGCCAGUGUCAGGCACUGUGCAUGCGGCUGCCCGAAGCCAGCGGCCCCUCCUUCGUCUCCAGCCACUACAUCCUGGAGAGCCCUGGCGGCAUCUCCUUGGAGGGCUCAGAGCUCAUGUUCCCGGACCUAGUCCAGCUCAUCUGUGCCUACUGCCACACCCGGGACAUCCUUCUCCUCCCGCUCCAGCUCCCCACAGCCAUCCAGCAGGCAGCCACCCACAAAGAGCUGGAGGCCAUCUCCCAUCUGGGCAUUGAGUUCUGGAGCUCCUCCCUCAACAUCAAGGCUCAGCGGGGCCCAGCUGGAGGCCCAGUGUUGCCCCAGCUGAAGGCCCGGUCCCCUCAAGAGCUGGACCAGGGCACCGGAGCCGCCUUGUGCUUCUUCAACCCCCUGUUCCCAGGGGACCUGGGGCCCACCAAGCGGGAGAAAUUCAAGAGAAGCUUCAAAGUGCGCGUCUCCACAGAGACCUCCAGCCCCCUGUCUCCACCGGCCGUGCCGCCUCCCCCUGUCCCCAUGCUGCCAGGGGCAGCCCCCAGACAGGCAGAGCGGCUGCCCCCUUGCCAGCUGCUGCGGAGGGAGAGCUCACUGGGGUAUCGUGUGCCAGCAGGUGGCGGCCCUAGCCUUCCACCCCUGCCCUCCCUCCAGGAGGUGGACUGUGGCUCCCCCAGCAGCUCCGAGGAGGAGGGGGCGCCAGGGUCCCAGGGGAGCCCAGCGACCUCACCCCACCUGGGCCGCCGGCGGCCUCUGCUUCGGUCCAUGAGUGCCGCCUUCUACUCCCUACUUGGGCCAGAGCGGCAGGUGGGCCGGGCUGCAGCGGCACUGAUGCAGGACCGACACACAGCCGUGGGCCAGCUGGUGCAGGACCUACUGACCCAGGUGCGGGCUAGGCCCGAGCCCCAGGAGUUGCAGGGCAUCCGCCAGGUGCUGAGCCGGGCCCAGGCCAUGCUGAGUGCGGAGCUGGGCCCUGAGAAGCUGCUGCCGCCUAAGAGGCUGGAGCAUGUGCUGGAGAAGUCGCUGCAUCGCUCUGUGCUCAAGCCUCUCCGGCCCAUCCUGGCAGCCCGCCUUCGGCGCCGGCUUGCUGCAGACGGCUCCCUGGGCCGCCUAGCUGAGGGCCUCCGCCUGGCCCGGACGCAGGGGCCCGGAGCCUUCGGGUCCCACCUGAGCCUGCCCUCCCCAGUAGAGAUAGAGCAGGUGCGCCAGAAGCUGCUGCAGCUGCUCCGCACAUACUCACCCAGUGCGCAGGUCAAGCGGCUUCUGCAGGCCUGCAAGCUGCUCUACACAGCCCUGAGGACCCAGGAUGGGGAGAGCGCAGGUGCCGACGAGUUCCUGCCUCUGCUGAGCCUCGUCCUGGCCCACUGCGACCUUCCUGAGCUGCUGCUGGAGGCCGAGUACAUGUCGGAGCUGCUGGAGCCCACCCUGCUCACCGGAGAGGGUGGCUACUACCUGACCAGCCUCUCUGCCAGCCUGGCUCUGCUAAGUGGCCUGGGCCAGGCCCACACCCUCCCACUGAGCCCCGUGCAGGAGCUGCGGCGCUCCCUCAGCCUCUGGGAGCAGCGCCGCCUGCCUGCUACCCACUGCUUCCAGCACCUUCUCCGAGUAGCCUAUCAGGACCCCAGCAGUGGCUGCACCUCCAAGACCCUGGCUGUGCCCCUAGAGGCCUCGAUCGCCACCCUGAACCAGCUCUGUGCCGCCAAAUUCCGAGUGACCCAGCCCAACAAUUUUGGCCUCUUCCUGUACAAGGAGCAGGGCUACCACCGCCUGCCCCCUGGAGCCCUGGCCCACAGGUUGCCCACCACAGGCUACCUCAUCUACCGCCGGGCAGAGUGGCCUGAGACCCAGGGGCCUGCAACAGAGGAGGAGGGCAGUGGGCAGUCAGAGGCAGGGAGCAGAGGGGAGGACCCAGGGUGCCGGGGAGAUGGGGACGCUGGGGUCAAAGCCGGCCCCAGGGACAUUUGGGAAGAGUCCGAGGCAACUGCUGAAGGGGGCCAGGGUUGGGACCGGGGAGGGCCUGCUCAGCCAGGGGAGCCAGAGGCAGAGGGAAGCCGGGAAGCAGAGGAGUAGCUUGAAGUGGCCAGAAGGGGUCACUGGGGGCGGGAGACCCAGAGCCUGUUGAGAAGUCCUUUCAGCGCCAGUAGCCCCACCCCAGGCUCCGUCCUGUGUGUGCCAUCACCUUUGUCUGAUACUUGUCUCUGGGGAAUCUGGAGGAACUGCCACAACUGAGGAAAUAGAAUAAAGCUGAGGGGGCUUGUAGGACCCCCAGACUGUGUGCCCAA
Messenger RNA from Saimiri boliviensis boliviensis (Bolivian squirrel monkey), 2692 nucleotides. It is a transcript of the gene RIN1, whose product is annotated as Ras and Rab interactor 1. Gene Ontology annotation, molecular function: small GTPase binding; guanyl-nucleotide exchange factor activity. Gene Ontology annotation, biological process: signal transduction; vesicle-mediated transport. The record is from RefSeq and is a predicted model, not a curated record. Lineage: Eukaryota; Metazoa; Chordata; Mammalia; Primates; Cebidae. Gene Ontology annotation, cellular component: cytosol; endocytic vesicle.